AUCUUAAGAUUUGGGUGUGUGUAUCUGAUGAAUUUGAAAAGAAACAAAUCAUGGUACACAUGAUCAAGUCGUUAACUCAUCAAAACCGUGGUGACUUGGAUCCUGACCAACUGCAAACUUUGAUUUACGAAAAGUUGAAUUCUAAGAGAUUCUUACUUGUUUUGGAUGAUGUGUGGAGUGAUGAUCGCUGUAAAUGGGUUGAACUUAUGGAUUUAUUAGAGGGAGGUGCCUCUGGAAGUAAAGUUGUUGUCACUACACGUAGUACCUCCGUUGCAACAACUGUUGGCACUGUUUCGGCAUACAACUUGAACGGUCUUUCCCAUGGAGAUUCCUUAUCUUUGUUUAAGAAAUGGGUUUUUAAAGAAGGAGAAGAAGAAUGUUAUCCCCAUCUAAUGGAAAUAGGGGAUGGCAUUGUGAAGAAAUGUAGUGGGCUUCCUUUGGCCGUGAGGACAUUGGGGACCCUCCUAUAUUUAUACACCGAUGAUCGUUAUUGGAGAUUCAUACGAGAUAACGAGAUAUGGAAGUUGGAGCAGAAGGAAAAUGACAUUUUACCUGAGUUGAGGUUAAGUUAUGAACAAAUGCCAUCUCACUUGAAACCAUGUUUUGCUAUUUGUUCCAUCUAUCCAAAGGAUUAUAGCUUCAACAGUGUUGCAUUAACUCAGGUUUGGAUGGCACAUGGGCUCCUUCAGUCCUCAAAUGAACACCAAGAUAUUGAAGAUGUUGCACUGCAAUACAUGAAGGCGUUGUAUUCUAGAUCAUUCUUUCAGGAAUUUGAAGAAUAUGGUGACUUUUUGGCAUUUACAAUGCAUGAUUUAGUUCAUGAUCUUGCAUUGUCAGUGGCACAAAGUGAUUGCUUUGUUGUGAAUGUUCGUAGCAAGAACAUAUCUGAGGGGAUUCGACAUCUCUCAAUCUUUGACAGGACUGUACUUGACCAAGAGGUUCCUAAUUCUCUUCAAGAAGCAAACAGUUUGCGGACAAUAAUUUUUCCAUUUGAAGCCCAAGGCUCUGCUAGUGAAUCCUUUGUUAAUACAUGCAUCUCUACAUGUAAUUAUUUAAGGAUGUUCGAUUUAAGACGGUCUUCUUUUGAGUUAUUACCUAAUUCCAUUGGUGCUCUGAAGCAUUUGAGAGGUCUUAACUUAUCUCAAAAUCAUAGAAUCAAGAGAUUGCCUGAUUCCAUAUGCAAGCUCCAUAAUUUGCAUUCUUUAUCACUUGGUAGAUGUUCAGCGCUUGAAGAGUUGCCGAAAGACAUAAGGAACCUGGUUAAAUUGAGAUUUCUGGAGAUGACAAUAACACAGAAGCGCUUACCAGAGGAUGGAAUAGGGUGCUUAACAUCUCUUCGGUUUUUGUCUAUUGGAGAUUGCACCAAUCUUGAAUAUUUGCCUGAAGAAAUGAAAAAUCUCAGAUCCUUGAGUUUCUUGAACAUUUGGAGCUGUGACAGUUUGAUUUCCUUGGCGCACAACCUGAAAUAUUUAACUGCAUUGGAGACUCUAAUGAUACAGGACUGUGAACAGCUUAAUUUGAUGGAAGAAGAUGAUAUUCAAGACAUUGAGUUAAGCCUUCGAACUUUGAUGCUUGGCGAUUUACCAAAGCUAGUGACCUUACCUCAAUGGCUUCAAAAGUCUUCCAACACUCUACAUUGCCUCUCCAUAGAUAGUUGUGAAAACUUUUCAUCAUUACCUGACUGGCUACAAAAUUUUAGCUCUCUUAGAAAGAUUGAGAUUGAAGCAUGUCCAGAGAUGUUGUCACUACCUGAAGGGAUGCAUCGUCUUAUUGCCUUAAAAGUAUUGAGGAUUAGAGAAUGUCCAGCGCUUUGUGAAAGAUACAAAAAGGGAGGUGAGGACUGGAACAAGAUAGCUCAUGUCACGGAGAUUGAUCUUGAUGAAGAUGAGUCAGAGACUUUAUCUGCGGAUUAGGAACUUGUUUUGAGGUGUAGCUAAAGAUUGAUGUUUGGAAUAGCACAAUCCUAGAGAUCUCUUUGAUUUUUGUCUUUUGAAGAUUGUGCCAACCUUGAGGUUUUAUUUGGUGGAAUGCAACAUCUUACAUGCUUGCAGAACUGUGAAAGUUCGAUGUCCAUGCCACACAAAUUCGAAUACUUAAUUGGAUGGGCACUCUGGUGAUGAAGGACUGUGAUCAGUUUAAUUUGAUGGAUUACAAUGACAUCAAAGACAUCAAGUUGAGCCUUCAGUCUUUGGACUUCAUAAAUUACCACAGCUGGUGAGCUUACUUACCUCAAUGGCUUGAAAGGCUGGGGACUGGCUCAAGACAGCUCAUGUCAAGGAGAUUGGUCUAUGAUGAUGAUGAUGAUGAGUAGUCCUCAUUUUCCUCUGCAUUGCUUUUUGUUUCCCAGUAUUGUUUGAAGCAUUGCAUUUCCUUAAUUUCAUUUUAAUUCACUAACAAACGAUGGUUCUGUUUUAUUUAAUAUAUUAUCAGACUGGAUGCAUCCUGCGUGCUUGUGAAAUCUCUUAGCUCGCAAUAUUUAUUGUUAUAUCACUUGUUUAUGAUUCAAUUGUCGUCUUUUUU
Molecule: messenger RNA, 2520 nt
Organism: Tripterygium wilfordii
Lineage: Eukaryota; Viridiplantae; Streptophyta; Magnoliopsida; Celastrales; Celastraceae
Product: putative disease resistance protein RGA3
Exons: 2
Coding region: 51-1913 (620 amino acids)
Biological process (GO): defense response to other organism
Molecular function (GO): ADP binding
Source: RefSeq, a predicted model, not a curated record